Molecule: messenger RNA, 3491 nt
Organism: Candoia aspera
Lineage: Eukaryota; Metazoa; Chordata; Lepidosauria; Squamata; Candoiidae
Product: neuferricin
Exons: 5
Coding region: 18-914 (298 amino acids)
Cellular component (GO): endomembrane system; membrane
Source: RefSeq, a predicted model, not a curated record
UCCAAAGCAGACGACCAAUGAGCUUUCAGGGAAUCGUGCCUCGCGCUCCGUCCCGUGGCUCUCCGAGAGCCAUUUUGAGCGCUGGCCGCUGCCCUUCCCGGCCGCCCAGUCCCCGCCUCAUGCUGCGCCGGGCGCUGGCUGCUUUGGCCGUGGGCUGGGCGGCCGCCUGGGUGGCGGCUCGCGGCUUCGCUCGCUGGUGGUGGCCGGGGCAGGAUGGCAACGGAGCGCCGGUCCUAAGCGCCGCCGAGCUGAGCCGCUACACGGGCACCGAGGGAAGCCCGGGACUCUACCUGGCUGUGUUGGGGCAGGUUUUCGACGUGCAGCAGGGGCGCAGGCAUUAUGGCCCCGGAGGCGCUUACAGCUUCUUCUCAGGGAAAGAUGCCUCCAGAGCUUUUGCCACAGGUGACUUCACCCCAGCUGGCCUGGUGGAUGAUGUUUCAGGAUUGUCACCACCACAGAUGCUGGCCAUCCAGAACUGGCUUGCCUUCUACAAUAAGAAUUAUGUGCACAUUGGCAAAGUAGCCGGACAAUUUUAUCAAGAAAAUGGGGUACCUACCAAGGUUUUGGAGGAGGCCCAAGCUCUCAUUAAAGAAGGGGAGAAGCUGCAGGCCCAGGAGGUUGAGAGAAAGAACCAAUUUCCACCUUGUAACUCGGAAUGGAGCUCAGCCAGAGGAAGCAGGGUCUGGUGUUCCAAGCAGAGUGGGGGGAUCAGCCGAGAAUGGUCUGGCGUACCUAGGAAGCUAUAUGAACCUGGAUCCAGUCGCAGCUAUUGUGUUUGCAUAAAGACAGAAGAGCUGUUUCCUGGGCAAGUGGCCUCCACCCAGCUAAGCAACCAAGGAAAGCUGAACAAUCCCAACCUGCAGGAAUAUGAAGGAUGUCACCCACUUUCGGAAUGGUGUGCUUUAAGAGAAUGAGUCAACUGUACCUCUCUGGAGAAACACUUCUACAUGGUCCAGCUGAAGUCAUCUUCCAUACCUGUGCUUGAAGUGGAGAACAAGCAGAAUGCGGAAACUGAUCAACAACUGAGGUUGUGCAGAAGGAAGGGAAGGGAUCUAAGCUCGGGCACUUGUCUUUUUACAAUUGGAAAAGCUGAUUUGCCAUUAAGGUUUAUAAACAUUUAGAAUUGGUAUUUCUAAUAGAUCACCUUGGAAGAUGGGAAACCCAGGACACGUGAAGGCAUGAAAAUUAGCAAUGCUCAUAAGCUGCUUCCAAAGUUUCAGAAAGUUGCACUUUGCACUGUUCCCCUAAGGCAAAUCAAGCACUUUCCCUCUCCCACUUCCUCUGAAACAAAGAAGCCAAGCUCCCCGGAGAGUUCAAAUACCAAAUCCUUGAUGCCAUGGCCAAGGCCAACACAGGUGAAAGAAUCUCUGGCAGUUGAUUUACAGCUCCAUAACCCUCUUUAGAAAUACUGUUACACUCCAGUCUGAAUUCUCACAUUCUUUCAAAACGUUUAUCGUUAGCUAAUUUGCAUCAUAUAAUGCAGUCUGCAGAUCAAAAUAUACCAAGGAGGAAAUAGUUCAGCAUUGGCACAAUGAGCGGUCAAGCAACCGCUCCCAAGACCACGCUGAAGAUGUCACUUAACAAACUGGAGAAAGUGCAGACAGUGUCCUCCCCAUCUCCCCUUCCCUUCAACAGUAAUUACACUGUUUAGGUCUCACAAGCCAGAUGCUGAUGAAACUUGCUGGACCUCAAGACAAUCAACAGAACUGUAAUUUUUACCCCUAGAAAGUGAGCGUAAGACCACAAGUUCAGAUCAUUAGAACAAAUUAAUGCCGUAGCCAAUUUACAGUCUACCAUUAGUACAGUGUUACAGAAACAAGUGAAGCUGUGUUACACUCAUACGUUGACUAGCAACAGCAUUUUUCUUUAAAAAAAAAAAACUAAUUUGGGGCCAGUCAGUAGAAUAGGCUCAGACACAAGUGUUUUUAUUAAAAGUGCUUUACAAUUAUUUAUUUUGUGCAACCCACCAAGUCCAUUUCAAAUUCAAACACGCUGCCCAAGAAGAGUCUCGUAACAGGGGAAUUCCACGGUCUAAUUGAUACUGAGGGAGGCCUGCUUGUUUUUUGGCAUCUUGAUGAUCAAUCAUAUAUACAAUUUACAACCUGGAGGUUACAUAAUGUACAUAAUGCCAGUGCAGAAAUACAGUGACGUGUCUGUGAAAGGAAACUUUCAAAAUAUAUCAGAGUCACCAAGGCCAGCUGAAAAGCUAGCAUUUGCUGUGCUUCCACCUACUUUUGGCCAGAUGACUGAAGUGUGGUGAGGUGAAAUGUUUGCAUUUUGUGGCAUAUUCCCAUUCAUCUACCAAAACAAGCUGCCUGCACGCAGCCUCACAAAAUAGCUUAUUUCUUUGAGGGGAAUAGAGAUUACACUGAUUAUAGGUUAAAUGACAAGGGUUCAUUCUUUUGAAGCAGAUAGAUACAAGCAGGAGUCCUAGAGAGGGGCAGAUAAUUAUUACAGAUCCCCUAAUCAUCACUGCAUGUAACUGAAGGCAGAAUUCCAGUUUUUCACCCAAGAGAGAUCAGAAGGGCCAAGCAGCAAACUGGGAUCCAAUUUGAAAUGUAGUAUUGACUUCUUCUCCCUAAGUUUCCUCCUCCUCCAUUCCCCCAAGAUCUUGCUUAACAUAUAAAGCUGUUAUGUCCUUCAAAUCACAGAAAUAUAAAAAAGUAGCACUCUGUUUUGUGUGUGUGUGUGUGUGUCUACACCCACCCAUGUGGUAACAUUACAGGACACAUUAGUAUUCCAGAAAGGGGGGAGAGUGCAAUUUUUAGUUGGUUAAUAUUUUUUUCUUCCCCUUACAUACAUACAGACACUAAAAAGUAGUGGUUACUGAAGGUAAGAGUGACACGCAUUUCAAUUAACCCAUUCACAAAGCAGCAAUGGAAGGCCUGCUAAUCUUCCAGGGUUUGGUUCUGUUUAUAAGGAUGCACCUACCCACCCCAAUCCUCUACACUUAAAUACAUGGUGGUUUGAACCCAGGGACCCUUUUUGCUGUAUUAAACAUACGACAAAAAGUCCCUUGUAUUUAUGCCAAGAUAUUUUAGAAGGGACCUGCUGUGGCAUCCGGCAACAAUAAAAUGUCCUUGGCCGCCAAGGAAAGAGGCCCACAGGAGACAAGACUGUAAGUCAAUACUAUUUUACCUGGUUCGAGACAGGCAUCUCCAUGUGGAUGGACCUGAUGUGGAGCCGCCACAAUCAUCUUUAUGGACAAGGGGUUUGUAAGAAGCCACCUUGGGCUGUCUAAGAUUUAUGGACAGAGAUGACCAGCUCCAAAGGGUCACUGCCUUGCAAUUGGUUGCUCUGCUGGCACUAUUCUACCUCUCCCUGUCUUGGCAUCUUGGCAUCUAGCCGUCUUCAGAUUCUCCACAGUAGCACCACCACUGCGUGCUGGGUUAGUCCCACAGCGUUAGACCUUCCUCCAACAUCACUGUAAACAUUAAGACUAUUUGCAAAGUUUUUGAUACAUUACUGAAAGACAGCCAAGAUUAUUAUUA